Messenger RNA from Penicillium oxalicum, 942 nucleotides. RefSeq names its product TDA10 family protein. The transcript is spliced from 5 exons. NCBI's taxonomy places the organism in Eukaryota, Fungi, Ascomycota, Eurotiomycetes, Eurotiales, Aspergillaceae. The record is from RefSeq and is a predicted model, not a curated record. The coding region runs from base 1 to 942 and encodes 313 amino acids. Gene Ontology annotation, cellular component: cytoplasm.
AUGUUAGAAAUUGUGGACGACAAAUCGAAGCAUUGCAUCCCUUUUCUGUUGGAGCGUCUGCGCAUCCACACUGAACAGCAUCCAUCUGAUACCCCGCCGUUCUUUCUGGGCCUCAAUGGAGUGCAGGGCGCCGGCAAGACCGUGUUAGUCUCGACAUUACAGACUAUACUUCGUUCCGAGCCAUACUCGCUAUCCGUGGUCACACUGUCGCUGGACGACAUCUAUCUGACCCACGCUGAUCAACUCGCCCUCGCAAAAGCUCAUCCAACGAACCCAUUACUCCAACACCGCGGCCAGCCCUCAACACACGAUCUUGCGCUCGGCGAGCAGGUCUUCGCAUCUCUCGCUGCGGAACAGCCCACGGUGAUCCCGCAGUAUGAUAAAUCUGCAUUUUCUGGCCAGGGUGACCGUGUCCCCGAGUCACAAUGGACCACCGUCAACGCCAAUGAUGAAAAGAAAGUCAAGGUGAUCAUUUUCGAAGGAUGGUGUGUCGGGUUCCGAGCUUGCGACACACAGACUCUCCGCGCAAAGUGGGAAAGCGCAGUCCGGCAAAAGGAGAGCGGCAACUAUCAAGGAAGACUAGGACACAUGAAAUUUGAGGACAUUCAGACCGUGAAUGAAGCAUUGAGACGAUACGAUGUGCUGACUGAUAAACUCGAUGCGCUGAUCCACAUCGAUGCACAAGACCUCAGGUUCGUUUAUGAGUGGCGACAGGAACAAGAGCGCACCUUGCGCGCCGCAAAGGGUAAUGGAAUGACCGAGGAGCAGGUCAACCAUUUUGUCGAUGGGUAUUAUCCCUCCUAUGAGCUCUUCACAGAAUCACUUCGCGAAGGUGUUUUCAAGCCCCGAGCAGGUUCCGCAACAUCAUCGGAAUGGCAGGGGAGACAGCUUCGCUUGGUGGUGAACCGCAAUCGGCGAGUAGAGAAGGUCAUUCACAUCUAA